CUUCAGUCCCUUUUAGGGAUGACUGAGAUUGAAGAUAAAGCUCCCACUCCUCCACCCCUUGACUCAGACGCCGGUAUCGAUCAGACCGUUGAUCAGAGGAAUCGAUUCAAUAUAACUGCUGUCCAAUACUUUGACUCCAAUCACGACCUUAAAGGCAAAGAUAUCGGUCGACCAAAAGAGAUGUCAACCAAAAUACAGCGCUUCAAAGCCAACCUCUGGCUCUGCGAAGACUAUCCGCUUUCAUUGCCCGAACAGGUGCUGCCGAUAGUCGACCUCAUGGCCAUCAGUAGCUCUCAUUUUGCAAAACUCCGUGAUUUUAUUACAUUACAGCUUCCGUCGGGAUUUCCCGUCAAAAUUGAGAUUCCAUUGUUUCACGUACUGAACGCUCGGAUCACAUUUGGUAACAUAUUUUCAUUGGACGAACCCGUGUCCGGAGUGACUCCCAUACGGGACGAGAGCGCCUGUGCCUGUGUUGUGGACGAGUCCUGCUUUGAACCGCCCGCUAAUUAUCGUAAAAUAGGGUCGGGAGAAAUGAGACACAUGAAUAUGGAUGACGACGAUGUGGUUCAGUACGCCAUCGAGCAGUUCCUGAUGGAAGAGGGAACAGAAACAGAUCAGGUGACCCUCUGGGAGGCACUCAAAGCACAACAACCAGAUAUGGACCAAGACUUGCAACGAGCAAUUCAGGAAAGUAUAGUCGAGUAUCAGAAAGGAGUGGCCAAUAGAGUGGACACCAAUUCAAACGAAUCGCACCACAAGUCCUCAUCAAAUGAGGCCAUUAGUAGCGAAGUGACAGCCAAUACGACGACGACGACCGCCGCUGUGCCCAACGGACAGAUACCCUCCAGUCGUGUGGAGAGCGCACCGCACGAUGUGAUGGCCAAUGAUCUGGAAUUAGCGUUAAGACUAUCACAACAGGAAAGAGAGGACGAAGAGAAGCGCAUGAAAGAAGAGGAGGAACUCUUCCAACAGAUUCUCCAGUUAUCCAUAAUCGAGAAGUGA
Messenger RNA from Medioppia subpectinata, 1002 nucleotides. NCBI's taxonomy places the organism in Eukaryota, Metazoa, Arthropoda, Arachnida, Sarcoptiformes, Oppiidae. The record is from the annotation of a GenBank genome assembly.